Messenger RNA from Salvia splendens (bonfire salvia), 1131 nucleotides. RefSeq names its product 1-acyl-sn-glycerol-3-phosphate acyltransferase BAT2, chloroplastic. Gene Ontology annotation, cellular component: membrane. Gene Ontology annotation, molecular function: 1-acylglycerol-3-phosphate O-acyltransferase activity. Bases 246 to 929 code for a protein of 227 amino acids. The record is from RefSeq and is a predicted model, not a curated record. Gene Ontology annotation, biological process: phosphatidic acid biosynthetic process. Lineage: Eukaryota; Viridiplantae; Streptophyta; Magnoliopsida; Lamiales; Lamiaceae. The transcript has 4 exons.
GGAAAAAACAUUAUCCUUUUCAGAGCGUUUUGAGCCAUGAAGAGGAGCUGCACAGAACAUAUAAUGGUUGUGGAUGUCGUAGAAGGCGAAGAGUUUUAAGGGACUUAGUUGUUAGAUCUGAACUUGCAGAUGCCGGAACUGCUGGAGCUUCAUAUCCAUCAUCGGAAAUUUGGUUCAAUUCAAAGCUAAGAGGAAUUUGCUUCUAUAUUGUAACAUCUCUUGCUGCCAUCACUUUAUUCGUGCCAAUGGUUCUACAGCAUCCACUUGUCCUAAUGUUUGAUCGAUAUAGAAGAAAAGCCCAGUAUCUUAUAGCUAAAGGCUGGGCCUUUUUGACGGUGUCUCCUUUCUUCAAGAUUGAGUACGAGGGAUUGGAAAAUCUCCCUCGAACUGAUACCCCUGCCAUGUAUGUGUCCAACCACCAAAGCUUUUUAGACAUACAUACUCUUCUGACCCUGGGGAUAAGCUUUAAAUUCAUUAGCAAGACAUCAAUUUUUCUUUAUCCAAUUAUUGGAUGGGCUAUGUUUCUACUGGGUGUCAUCCCUUUAAAGCGCACAGACAGCAGAGGCCAAUUGGAAUGCCUUAAGCAGUGCAUUUCCCUGAUCAAGAAGGGCCCAUCGGUCUUUUUCUUCCCAGAGGGCACUCGAAGUAGAGAUGGAAAAUUGGGUACUUUCAAGAAAGGAGCUUUUACUAUUGCUGCGAAGACGGGGGUACCUGUUGUUCCAAUUACUCUGAUUGGAACAGGCAAAAUCAUGCCUCCUGGAAUGGAACGAGAAGUGAAUCCAGGAUCUGUGAAAGUUAUCGUUCAUCCAUAUAUAGUAGGAAAUCAUCCGGAUGAACUCUGCAAGGAGGCUAGAAAUAUUAUUGCCCAGGACCUUAACAAUUUUGUUUCUGUCUCUAGAAAAUUAAGAUUUAGAGGAGCAUUGAGAUAGUAUGAGAUGAGAGCUUUUGCUCAUCCGCCAUCUGUUCCUUUGUAUUUACUGGUUUUAGCUGGAGUCAAGAAAUUAGUUCACUUUGUGAUAACGUAGGUCCUUCGUGGAACUGUCUCACACAGACUAGGAGUCGUCAAAUGGUAUGAUCUAAGCCCAUCCACAAUAGGAAUAGCCCAGCAAUAGCCCAGACAUAGCCUAGCCA